Aptenodytes forsteri (emperor penguin) is the source of this 756-nucleotide messenger RNA. It is a transcript of the gene NFAM1, whose product is annotated as NFAT activating protein with ITAM motif 1. Bases 1 to 750 code for a protein of 249 amino acids. Lineage: Eukaryota; Metazoa; Chordata; Aves; Sphenisciformes; Spheniscidae. Gene Ontology annotation, cellular component: membrane raft. Gene Ontology annotation, molecular function: transmembrane signaling receptor activity. Gene Ontology annotation, biological process: regulation of B cell differentiation; positive regulation of cytokine production; B cell receptor signaling pathway. The transcript has 6 exons. The record is from RefSeq and is a predicted model, not a curated record.
AUGGCCUCUAAUCUAAAAGUCACCUUCCUGUUUCUUUGGUUGCUUCAGUGUAGAGGGGGAAAGGUCGAUGUACAGCAGGAACCUCCAAUCCAGGUUGCACUGCUAAAGGAAGGAAUAUCCAUUCCCUGUAAAGUCAUCUUCCCUUACACGGCGAAAUACACCAAAUUUUCAAUCUUCUAUUACUGGAUUAAUUCACUGGGUCAGAAUACAUCCAUCUAUAGUAGGUUGGAAAAUGUAGCCAUCCCUUCUGGAAAAGAGAAUACGACUGCUGUCAUAUCUUACGACCACAGAAUCAUGCCACUUGAAAACACCUUUUCUACUGGCACAUACUACUGCAAGGUCAGAUGGAAUAACAUGCAGAAAAUGGGAAAGGGAGUGUUUGUCCUUGCUAGAGGUACAGGGUACGUAGAGACCUCUUAUGGGUGGGAAAUCCUCAUUACCCUUACUGCUCUUCUUGCUGCAUUGAGCAUCACCGCAACAGCUCUGCUUCUGUGGAAAAGAAAGGUGUUGUGCCUUAGAAGCAACCAGCUAAAUAUCCUGAGACAGAAGGUGGAAACGCAGCCCCCUUCAGCCAGCCCACCACCACCACCUCCUGUCUAUGACUGCCUGGAUUUGCAGCAAGUUGAUGUCUAUUCUAUCCUCAAGGACAACACAAACAACCCGUCACCCAGAAAGAGUCCUCCAGGGAAGACACAUAAGAAACAAGCAACUCUAGAAGAAUCCUCUGAUAACUUGUAUGAGAAUAUCUAACAGGGA